Molecule: messenger RNA, 354 nt
Organism: Papaver somniferum (opium poppy)
Lineage: Eukaryota; Viridiplantae; Streptophyta; Magnoliopsida; Ranunculales; Papaveraceae
Exons: 2
Coding region: 1-354 (117 amino acids)
Biological process (GO): cell fate determination
Source: RefSeq, a predicted model, not a curated record
AUGGCAGCUUCCCUUAACGCUUUUGCUGCUACGACAAUAGGAUUUUGUGAAUGUGAGUUGUCGAGUAUAAAGAUUUCUCAGACUCCGACAGGAGUUGCGAUUCAUGGAAAACCUGAGUACGAGGUUUCCAUAACUAAUGAUUGCAUAUGUACUCAGUUGGACGUGGUGAUAAAUUGUCCUGGCUUCCACUCCGUUGAAGGUGUACGCCCUAGCAUCUUCGAGCCAACUGGUGCUGAUCUUUGUACCCUUAAAAGCGGUGGACCAGUUUUCUACAAUGACGUAAUCAAGUUCAAGUAUGCAUCGGAUCAUUCAAUUGCACUAACUCCCUCAAGCUCUCGUAUUAGUUGUUCUUAA